AUGGAGCCGGGGGAAGUUGAACCCAGCAGCAACCAGGUCACCAAGCUCUCCACCACGGAAACCCGAGCUCCCGAGCCUGCCCGGGGGGCUCUCCCUACGGCAAACGACUCUGGUCCCGGGUCUCCCGUCGCCUCUCGAGACCUCUUCGGGGGACUCGGGCCUCCGAGACACGCGGCCCGGAGCUCGCCGCUCGUCUGCCCCCGCUUCGCGAGGGCCCCCAACGCCUGGCCCGCCCGGCCCGAAGCCGGCAGGCCCGUCACCAGGCAACAGUCGCCAGCCUGGGCGGCCCUGGGAGGCCUACUCCGGGCGCGACUCCUUCCCUAUUCCCCCCAGGAUGGCCUCAGUAGCCCAGGCGAGAGCACUGCCGGUGAGAGAAGUCGCUCGGAGCAGGCGACCGGUCACUCACCUCUUCCCUCUCCUCUCGGGAGGGGCGGUGCAGGUGUUCGAUACCUCCGCCCCCCUAAACACCACCUGGCCGUUCCUGCUCAGCCUCAGAGCCUGGCCGCCGCCGUUGGUUUACUCCAUAGCCUCCGCCACCCCCGCGGCCGCAAAGGCUGGAGCCGGAGGGAGGAGGAAGGGGGGAGGGGAGGGGAGGGACUGGGGACCAAGAAGUCAGGUGGGGGCGGAGUUGCGGAGCCGGGGGAGGAGCCGGCGCGCUCGCUUAAGGCGGUUCUUUUGACUCCACAGUUCCGUAGCCGGAGCAGCCGGGACGAACUUCCCGGCCCAGCGCUGAGCGGGCCGAGUUUCGUGAGCCUUAAUGGUUGCUUCUGCCAGAAGAGGAGGACAGGAUGCUCUGGUCCUUUUCAAGCUACUCAGCUAUGGGGUGGUAUUAUUCACUCCCUUCAAACCCAAGUGGAAAUAAAAAGGAAGCAUCAUUUAUGAACAUACAAAGACUGUUUUACUAGUUCUGAUGUUGUAGAUUUAGCAUUUAGUCAUCUUACGCAAAAUACGUGCCUAAGUAGCAAUGACAUCUCUCGUCUUAAAGGAGUUUGUCUUUUCCAAGUUCUAAUGGAUCAUAAAGUCUUUGAACUGGCAGGAAUGAAGAUAUUCAAAAAUGAAAAGGAGCUGGAAUUUGAAGAUUACAACAAUAGUCUCUACAGGUUUCUAGGCAAUAAAUUAUCUUACGUUUGUUGCAAAAGAAAAAAUAAUGCUGAGAAUGGGUUAAUUGAUGAAAUAAGAGCAAAAGAACCUUUAAGACCAGAAGAUGAAAUUAUUUCAAAUCCUCUAGCACAAGAGAUCAGUGAGGAAAGAACUGAGGAACUUAUUCAUACAAUGAGUGAGAAUCCUGCUUUACCUCCAAAGAUUACAGUUAACAAACCUGUUCUCCAUCUUUCAAAAGAAAUUUCGUUCCUGUCAGCAAUUACAUCAGACAAGACAGCUGUGGAGGAUAUUUGGAAACAACAGAAAUUGUUACAUAUUCUUCAAUUAAUUCACCUUCUAUUCCUGGGAAAGUUGGAGCUUCCAGUUAAAACACAAAAUCUUCAGUUAAAUAAAGAGCAAUAAGAUCUUGUUAUCUCUAACACUCGCCUAGACAGAGAGGUUAUUCCAAGCUUACAUCUGCCCGAGAUUGAUAACUGGCUUAAUGCAGCAAUUGAAUGCUUGGAAUAUUUCCCUGAACUUACAGUUAGUCAGCAGUUGGUGCAAAACAGAAAUGAAGAGACAAGACUAAAUAUUCAGAAGAAUAUACUCUUUGAUGUCGGUAAAUACUAUAAUCCAGAGAGAGAUUGCCUACUAACUGAUGAAUAUUUUGAUAUUCAUUCAGGAAUUAUUGAACUUUUAGAAAAUAAGAACAGAAACACUGAAGCAAUACAGCUGUAUCUAAGAUUACUGUUGCCCAACAUCAAAGAAGAAUUAAAAAGACUAGUUACAUUUGUGGCUAUCAUAUCAGAACCUAAUGCCUACAAGUUGCAAAAACAGUAUAAUAACAAAACAGUCCUCCUGAAAACUCUUGGAAAAGCAGUUUUGCAAAACAAAUCAUUAUUAAAAGUAUGGGCAGAACAACUGGUCUGGUUUCUACUGGAGUAUCACACAGCUCUUCAAGGCCUUCUACCACCUACCUUCUCCCCAUCUGCAGUUCUCUUCCCCUACGCAUUGAUACUGGUUACUUUGCUAGAUCUGGUUACUAAGAAACUUAAGAACCUUCUACAUGGAGAAGAUCCAGAUGCCAUAUCAGGCUUCAUAUUUUGCCAACCCUUGACGUACAAGGAGUUUGAAAAACGAAAGGGAAGGACAAUUCAAUAUCUUCACCAGUUGGCUCUUGAGAUUGAUUAUAACCCCAGCAUCUCUUUGAAAGAAAAAAAGAAGUUAAUUAAGGAAUUUCAAAAACACCAUCUGGAAGCUUUGAAUUAA
Messenger RNA from Cynocephalus volans (Philippine flying lemur), 2349 nucleotides. RefSeq names its product DEP domain containing 4 (gene DEPDC4). NCBI's taxonomy places the organism in Eukaryota, Metazoa, Chordata, Mammalia, Dermoptera, Cynocephalidae. Gene Ontology annotation, biological process: intracellular signal transduction. The record is from RefSeq and is a predicted model, not a curated record.